This is a messenger RNA of Macaca mulatta (Rhesus monkey), 593 nucleotides long. RefSeq names its product NADH:ubiquinone oxidoreductase subunit B6 (gene NDUFB6). NCBI's taxonomy places the organism in Eukaryota, Metazoa, Chordata, Mammalia, Primates, Cercopithecidae. Gene Ontology annotation, biological process: mitochondrial ATP synthesis coupled electron transport; mitochondrial electron transport, NADH to ubiquinone. Gene Ontology annotation, cellular component: respiratory chain complex I. The record is from RefSeq and is marked provisional.
GCGCGGCGCCCGGCGUUCCCACAAGGUCGCUUUGCAGAGCGGGAGCGAGCUUAAGUAACUAGUCCCUAGUUCGAGGGUGGGUCGUGUCCUUUUGCCUUGGUACCAGCGGAGACAUGACGGGGUAUACUCCGGAUGAGAAACUGCGGCUGCAACAGCUGCGAGAGCUGAGAAGGCGAUGGCUGAAGGACCAGGAGCUGAGCGCUCGGGAGCCGGUGCUGCCCCCACAGAAGAUGUGGCCUAUGGAGAAAUUCUGGAAUAAGUUUUUGGAGAAUAAAUCCCCUUGGAGGAGAACGGUCCAUGGGGUAUACCAAAAGGGUAUCUUUAUUUUCACUCAUAUACUUGUACCUGCCUGGAUUAUUCAUUAUUACCUGAAGUAUCAUGUGUCUGAAAAACCGUAUGGCAUAGUUGAAACGAAGGCCGGAAUAUUCCCUGGUGAUACAAUUCUGGAGACUGGAGAAGUAAUUCCACCGAUGAAAGAAUUUCCUGAUCAACAUCAUUAAAGAUUAUGUAAAAACUUAAAAGGCUUAUGAGCCUAAAUUUGUUCCUAUAUUACUGUAUUUACUGAAUUUUCCGGAAAAGUAACUUUAAUAAAG